AUGCCGUCUGCCCCUUCCGCACACGAGAUCUCAUGCUUGCUGCGUCCCGAGGGGGCCCACUCAUGGCCAUUGACCCUGGUACAGGGCGAUGGUCACAGGCCCAGUGGACCCCGCAUUUCAGUGACUGUCAACCACGAGAACCAGGCGCUGUGUCAAGACCUCCUACAUCGACUGCGCACUUUGAAGAAAUCGGAGGCGUACAAGACUGUUCGAGCAGAGGUUGCUCAGCUUGCCAAGUCGGAGCGGUCUACGGCCUGGCUCAACACCCUCACGUCGAUACUUCAUGCUGUUCUCACCAAGCCUGACCCUACCCCUGGCGAAACAAAGAUCUACAACACCACCGACCAAGCCGAGUGGGGCGACUACAAGUGUCAGCAUAAGCGCAGCGAUUGCGAGACCUUCGACCUCGAUGAGCCUGAAAAUCCAGACGGGGAACUUGUCAAGGACAGUCUGCUGGCGAGCCUGGCUACCGGGAAAGUCAAGGUGUUGCAGUACGCUGACCUCGCACCGUACUACCAAUCAGACCAUUCAGGGGCUACGGGGUGCGUGCCUGUCUAUGCGAUAUACACGAAGACAAGCGAGAAAGGCCUUGAUCUACAGGAAUUGAGCAACUGCCUGGAGGGGCUGGGCUGGGACGUUACUCGCCCCUCAAGUCUCAGGAAUGCAGAGAAGAUCACGAUGUCCCUACCUCGGGCCUGGCAGGAGAACGUGUGGCAAGCGGUGAGAGAGCAGAACUCCAAGAGUCGGCUUCAGAACCUGUCCAGGCGGGAAUUCUCGGUCGUCGAGGGCCUCCGAAGGGAAGGGAAGGACCCGCGACGUCGAGAGGCGUAG
Molecule: messenger RNA, 831 nt
Organism: Dioszegia hungarica
Lineage: Eukaryota; Fungi; Basidiomycota; Tremellomycetes; Tremellales; Bulleribasidiaceae
Exons: 2
Coding region: 1-831 (276 amino acids)
Source: RefSeq, a predicted model, not a curated record